GCAGCUACAUCGAAUCUCGUCUGUGCACAAAAUAAUUCGAGAGUGUGUGUGUGAGAGUUUGAUUUCUUUGUCCAGUGAUCGAUCAACAUGGCCGCGGCGAAUGUAUCGUCGAUGUUUCAGUACUGGAAAAACUUCGAUUUGCCGCUUUUACAGAGGGAGCUAGAUACAACUGCUACGGAACUUGCUAGUCGUCAAGAUGAGAGUGAUUCAUCAAGGAAGAAGCUGGUGGAACAGAGCAGGGAAUUCAAGAAAAAUACACCAGAGGAUAUUCGCAAGUCUGUAUCACCCCUCCUGAAACUCUUCCAGUCUGAGAUUGAUGCUCUCUCUAAACGCAGCAAAGCAGCAGAAGCAUCUUUCUUAUCUGUGUAUAAGAAACUCAUUGAUCUACCAGAUCCUGUACCAGUCUUGGAGCAUAGUCUUAGCAUGCAGAAACGAGCUCAGAAGGCACUAGACCUAGAGGUUGAGAAUCAAAAGCUAAGAGAGACUCUGGAUGAAUAUAAUCAAGAAUUUGCUGAGGUUAAGAAUCAAGAGGUGACAAUCAAGAACCUUAGGGAGAAGCUUCGUGAUUAUGAGGAGCGAUUGGAGACGACUGCCCAAAGCAGAGCCAAAGAGAAAGAGAAAGAAUUACAACGAGAAUUUAUAGAAAAGGAGAGACAACUUCAGGAGACACAGUUGAAUGUUGCAACUAAGUUAGGAGAAGCUGAACUGAAAAUACAGACACUGCAAACUGCCCUGGAUGCCAGCCAGUCUGAACUGUUUGACCUCCGAGCAAAGUUUGAUGAACAGUCAGCUGCAAAGUCCGAUGAAGUGGACAUGUUAAUGACUGACUUGGAGAGAACCAAUCAACGGAAUGCAGUGAGUGAGAAGGAAUUGGAGACAGUUAGAACUCAGUUAGCGUCAGCAACACAGGCUUUACAGCAAGCAGAGCAGAUGCAGAAAGCACCUAGUGUGGAGCAGGCGAUUGAUAUUCUAACAAGAUCUAGUCUAGAAGUUGAGUUAUCUGCAAAGGAAAAAGAGAUCUCUCAACUUGUGGAGGAUGUUCAGAGACUUCAAGCGGCUAAUGCUAAGCUUAGAGACAGCUCAGCAAACCAAAUACAGAAACUAGAAGAACAAUUGGGUCUCAAGACGGCUGCCUUACAGAAACUGGAAGAGCAAUCUCGAAGCAGGGGUGACUACGAUGAGAUUAAACGAGAGUUGAGUGUUCUGAAAUCCAUAGAGUUCAAUGCUCAAGGAAGUGAUAUGUCAGAAAGUGGAGACCCCAAUGAUGGAACAGCCACCCCUAAAUCUCUAGAAAUGUUGCUUCUAGAGAAGAAUCGGACUUUGCAGUCAGAGAAUACAACACUCAAGGUCACCAAGGCAGAUGUCAACAGUCCUGGGGGGAUAUCACAGGCGCAGGCGUUUGCAUCUCUAAUUGGUCAGGAAGUAGCUGCUGCUUAUAGUCAACAGGUAUUAUAUGCACAGCAGCAGUCACAAAGUGGAUCCCAGAUCAUCCAACCUAUCAUCGUAAUCCCACCAUCAUUUAGCAACUCUAGCAGCUCUCCAUUACAACACUUACACAUGCUACAACAACAACAGCAGCAACAACAACAUGCACAGCAAUCACAGAGUACCCCAUCCAGACCACGUACCCCUAAAUCUGAACAAGUUAACCCAGCGGUAUCCAAUCAUGAAUGGUUAGAUACUGUUCAGAUUGCUAGGAGAGUUAAAGAAGUACUGACUGAACAUAAUAUUGGCCAGAGGAUAUUUGGAGAGCAUGUUCUUGGUCUAAGCCAGGGAUCAGUCAGUGAUAUUCUGUCAAGGACUAAGACAUGGGAUAAGUUAACUCUGAAGGGUCGAGAGCCGUUUAUCAAGAUGGUGCAGUUCUUAUCAGAUAGACAAUACGUUGAGCAACUCAAAAUACUCUCAUCUCACAAGAAAGGUAAAGAAAUGAUAUCCACAGUGCCUCCUAACGGUGUUGCAUCAAACAGUGCAGUGACCCACAGUGGUAGUGAUACUACCCCUGCCCCAAUGCUCAAAACAUCAACAGAGGAAGCCAUUAAUAACAUUCUGGCUUUAGCAAAGCAAGAGAUGGAAAGUAAGAAUGUUGUGCCAGGUAUGGUUCGACCUGGUGACAGACGCUGUGAUAACCCUAACAUCCACACACACUCUACACAUAGACAGAAAACACCUCCAGCUCACUCCUGGCCUAGUAAUGGAGGCAGUCCUUCUCGCCAUAAUGGACAGAACAUUAAACUAGAACGAUCUAAAAGCUCCUCCUGUGCCGUAACGCCAUCCAAUCAACAGGUUGAAGAAUCCUACACCAAUGGAGUGUCAUCAGAAAGCGCUGAUGAAGGUUCAUCAUCUAGAGAUGAGAUGAAUGAUAUCAAAUCAUCCUUCAUGUCAAUCAACCCAAGGAUGCCUCGUCGCAUAAUGGCACCAUUAACUGUCCAACAAUAUGAGAUCAAUAAAGAACUAGAUACACUGGAGAUUGCUAGACAGGUUCGAGAGCGUUUAGCAAAAGGGAAUAUUCCACAGAGAGUGUUUGGCUACCAUGUGAUUGGAUUAUCUCAGGGUAGUGUGAGUGACAUCCUCUCUAAGCCUAAGAGAUGGGAUAAGUUAACAGUGAAGGGACGAGAGCCAUUUAUUAGAAUGAAACUAUGGCUAGAAGAUCCUGAUGGACUUAUCUCCCUGAAGGAGGCUGUAAGGAAAGCCUCAGGAUUCUGGAUGGAGCAGCAGCGUCCUUCCCCUGCUGGUACAGACAACUCAGAUCAACACAGUGCAUCUGAAAUGUCACCAGGUCCACCAACACCUACCCCAUCUCAGACUCAUCCUGACCGCACCCCAACACCUACUCCAGCGUAUCUUACCCAAGAACCAGCAAGCCCUCUUAAUCUCUCUAGUUCAUCAUCAGCGCCUAAUCGACCAAGUGCUCCAAACACACCGGUGCAUUGUAGUACCCCAUCUGCACCUUCUACCCCACCCAUCACUCACACCACUAGUACCCCUACUCACAUGGAGCUACAAACCCCAUCUCCACCCCAGCACUUCCCUGAGUUGCCACCAGUUCAUGAACAAGCUGCUAUGAUUGAAUUCUUAGACACCUUUGAGUUAACCAGACAGGUCAAAGCCAUACUCCAGCAGCAAGGUGUUGGACAGAAAGCAUUUGGGGAAGCAGUCUUGGGAUUGACGCAAGGAUCAGUCAGUGACCUGUUAUCUAAACCUAAGAUGUGGUUGAAAUUGAGCAUGAAAGGAAGGGAACCAUACAUUAGGAUGUAUCUCUGGCUUCAGGAUAAGGAUGGAGUAGAGAAGGUCAAGAGUUACCGACCGGUCAGAAGACCCAAACGAUUUAGCUUUGUAGACCCAAGGGAAGUGUCCCUUGUUGGUACUCCAAUGAAGAAACCUCGAGUUCUUCUAUCACCAGAAGAGAAAGAAGCCCUUCUUGCCUCCUACAACAGUGAACCAUACCCAUCUCAGAGUGCUAUUGAGCUGAUAGCAUCUGAUCUUAAACUGCCUGUUUCUACCGUCAUCAACUGGUUUCAUAACCAUCGAUCUAGACUCAAGAGAGGACACAGCCUUGUUGAAGAUGCUUCUAACUUUAUGAUUCAGACUGCAGAUGGUAAUAUCAUAGGACCUGAUGGAAUGACUGCAACACAUGCUAUGAUUUAUAAUACUGACAUGACUGAACCAAAUGAAUCUACAUCGACACCACCUGGACCAGAUGACUCUCAGAUGAGCACAGAGUCCUCUCCAAAAGCCAUCAACGGAAACGUCAUGGUAGAAAUGGCAGAUGAACGCUUGAUUGAAGCAAGUAGUCUGGAACCCAUACAAACCACUCCAAAUAGUGAAGAGAAAUUAGCUUUGCCAUCACAGCUUGAUGAUCCACCUCAACCAUCAGAGAGAUGCACAGAGACUGGUCACCAGGCUACAUCACCCAAACCUUCUACAGAUCGUAAGAAUGUUACAAAUGGAGUGAGCACCCCACCUCGACAUCACAAGGAAUCUAGAGCAAGUCGCCAGAGUAAGAAAGCAGCAAGACGAGAACAGCUUGGUAUCAUGAGAGGAAUGAUUGGAAUCCCUCAGGAUCAAGUAGUUGUUAAAGAUGCUUAUAGUAUCUUAGAGAGGUUGGAAAGUGGGGUAAGGGAUGGGUCCGGAGAUGAGUGGGAAUUCUAGUCAACCUUGCCCCAAACACUUAGCAAUCAUCAAAGAAAUUUACUAGAUUCAGAAUAUUUGGUUGAAUGGAUCAAUGUUAUCAUACUUAUUGAAUUAGCCAACUAAUUAUAGUUUAUUGACACAACCACUGCCAACAUUUAAUAUGCUGCUUAUCUAUGAGCAGAACCAUUAUCAAUUGAUUUUGUUUCUUUCUUGAAUCCAGUUUCUGAUUUUGAUCACCAUUCAAAAUGACCCUUUAGUCAUUUCAACCAAGAACUUAUGCAAUUAGUAAAUCAAUUUUUUAAAUUUCAGUACAAUGAAUACAGUUUGUUGUAACCUUUGAAAAUUGCCUUUUACUCCGUCAUCCCACCUUGUAAAACACAAAUAAGAAGCCAAUACCUUUGUUGGGGCUUGAGGGUUGUAGCUUUAGUGGCAUGUUGGAGGUUUAGUAGUGAUGUAGCCACAGCCAUAGCCAUAGCCAUAGUCAAAAUGCAUCAAGUUCAGAUGCUACAAAUGCAUUUCCUUGUAUCCAGAAUCCACUAAAAGUAAUAAAUACAGAAAGGAACAGAAAGAAAGAAGACCUUUUCACUGAUACCUCCUAUCCUUUGUUUAGUUACAUCAUUAGGAGGUGAAGACCAUGAAGAACAAGAUAACUGUAUUGUGAUAUAGGUUAAUAACCUGUAGAUAGUAAAACAAAAAAGGCAUCUACGUAUUCUGAACCUGAUUGUUCAUGUUCACAAAGUGACUGCUUUACUGCAGUGAAACACAUGCCUUUGUUUCUAUUCUUCAUUUGCAUGAAACAAAUGUCCUUAUUUUGUACCUACCAGGAAACAAAUAAGACCUUGAUGGUGGUUCAGUCUUCUUGAUUUUACUUUCAUUCAUUAAACUAAAUGAAGACUGGAACUAAAUGAAGAUUGGAAGUGUAAGUGGUCUGGUUCUCUGUUUAUAACUUUAUAAUCUGUAUCCAUCAUUAAGAAUGAUGUGAAGGGUAUAAUACAAAGAUGGCUGUAGGUGGAUACUAGUCUGUUUGAAACAGUGAGGUUAAAUGAAUGUCAAACGGAAUCUUCCAAUAAUCUUACAUGUAUAUCUUAAUCCUUCCUUUGAAGAUCAGAUCCUUUGCCUAUCUACAAACAUUCUAUCUCCCCCCCCCUCUUUAUUAGGGAUUUGUAAAUCAGUUUUUCUCCUGGAAUUAUAUUUGAUUCAAACUUACUUACAUUAAUUGCAUUACUUCGAUGCAUUUUAAAGAAGACAAAUUCAGGUAUACAGAGCGUAAUUAUUAAGUAGUACUUGCACAUUAUUCUUGUUAAGUUGUACAUGUAUUCAUCCCCCCUCUUUUCACUCGUUGUUUCAAACAAAUUUAUUGGAGAUUUGUUUUUGGCACCAAAUGUCGCACUGGAUCUUAAGUCCGAGGUAAAAGUAACUCAAUGACUUCACAGCCGCAAGGAUUCCUUUGCUGAAUGGCCAGAAAUCCAUCGCAAACUAUUCACAAAUUCAUCGCAAGCUAAUUGUGACUGGGGUAAUAGCACAGUAAUUUCAUGAGCAUUGAGAAGCUGCUUAGGUCCAAGUGCCACAUUGAACCUUGUUUUCUGCUUAUGUUUGCUUUAGCAGAUUAGUUUCUGAGCAGUAUUUCCUGCAUCUCGCUGCAUGGACUUUGUUUUAUAAUGGGGGGUCCCAAGUGCACAAAUUUGCUAAGCACCGAAAAACAUGACUAAGCAGGAAAAGUUGCCAGCCAAAAUACCAAGAAAUGUAAAAUGCUGACUAACUACCACAGUAUUGAAAGCACAUUAUUUUGCUAUUAAAGAUAGUCCUAGCUUAGGACUAGUCCUAGGAGUUAUUAAAAACUUAAGGCUAGUCCUAUGUUAGGAUGAGUAACAUGUCCUAA
This is a messenger RNA of Asterias rubens (European starfish), 6010 nucleotides long. RefSeq names its product homeobox protein cut-like 2. The coding region runs from base 88 to 4149 and encodes 1353 amino acids. The transcript is spliced from 15 exons. NCBI's taxonomy places the organism in Eukaryota, Metazoa, Echinodermata, Asteroidea, Forcipulatida, Asteriidae. Gene Ontology annotation, molecular function: DNA-binding transcription factor activity, RNA polymerase II-specific; DNA binding. The record is from RefSeq and is a predicted model, not a curated record. Gene Ontology annotation, biological process: regulation of DNA-templated transcription.